This is a messenger RNA of Biomphalaria glabrata, 6735 nucleotides long. Its product is annotated as F-box only protein 11-like. Gene Ontology annotation, molecular function: zinc ion binding; protein binding. The transcript is spliced from 19 exons. The coding region runs from base 199 to 2817 and encodes 872 amino acids. The record is from RefSeq and is a predicted model, not a curated record. Gene Ontology annotation, biological process: protein ubiquitination; regulation of apoptotic process; ubiquitin-dependent protein catabolic process. Lineage: Eukaryota; Metazoa; Mollusca; Gastropoda; Planorbidae.
UUAAAGAUUUUCUUUACUGCGCCAUACUGAUUCAAUCGAAAAUAAAUUUAUUGGCCAUUUUUUUACGGCACGUGACCUCAACUGGCAAAUCUUAUUCGUUGCUGUGAUUAGUAGAAAAUCCAAGAUGGCCUCGAACUAGCCCUUUCUCUUGUGGACUAAGCAUCAAAGAUUAUAUUUCUGGACUAAGCACUGUCCAUAAUGUCGACUCGUUCGGCCAGAACUACUCGUUUGAAAACACGCAAUCUCAGGAAAAAAGUACAAUCAAAGUCAAGAUGCUCAAAAUAUCGUGGUACAGAAUUCUUUUCUUGUGAUGCUCCCAGUUCGGGGGAAGACAAAAAUAGUAGAUAUUACUUGAGACGACGACGAUCUCAAAGUACAGAAGGUGUCUCGGCUGUUUCUACCUCUGAAGUUUCACAGCCACCGCUGAAAAAAAGAAGGAAAAGCAAUGUCAAUCCUGCUUUACAACCACAAGGCCGUGUUGCUGCACGUUACCUGCAGCAUGAACUUCCAGAUGAGGUCAUGUUUUAUAUAUUUUCUUUUUUAAAAGAGCUUGAUCUUUGCAAUGCUGCUCAAGUCUGUCGUAGAUUUCAAGCAAUCACAAAUGAUCAUGAACUAUGGAAAGUCCUGUAUAUGGAGGUGUUUGAAUAUGACUCACCCCUGAUGAACCCAGAACCACGAGUUUUUCAGUUUGUCUCUGCUGAUGAUCCUAAUUAUGACAAUCCUUGGAAAGAGAGUUUUAAACAAUUGUACAGGGGUAUUCAUGUGUCCAGACAUAAUAUACCUCUGUGUGAAAAUAAUAAAGGCAAGCGGAUGAAAGGAAGAAAUAUUAUUAAAUUUGACACGAUUGAGUCAGCAUAUAACUUUGUUGAUACUGAAGAACUGGAGGAUGCCCUUAUUUUUAUCCAUUCAGGGACUUAUCAUGGAGAAUUUCUACUUAUAGACUCCCCGGUGUCUAUGAUUGGUGCAGCUUCUGGUAAUGUGAUGGAUAAUGUGAUUAUUGAAAGAGAAACAGAGUCAACUAUUAUGUUUGUUGAAGGUUGCAGGAGAGCUUACUUAGGCUAUGUUACACUCAAGUUUUCCCCGGAUAGUACAUCGACUGUCCCUCAUCAUCGUCACUAUGCCCUGGAAGUAGCUGAGAACACACAGCCAAUCAUAGAUCAUUGCAAAAUUAAAAGUUUAUCUGUUGUUGGGGCAGCCGUGUGUGUGUCUGGUCAAAAUGCUGAUCCUACUAUUAUCAACUGUGUCAUUCGAGAUUGUGAAAAUGUUGGGCUGUAUGUUACAGAUAAGGCAGAGGGAGUGUAUGAAAACAAUGAAAUCAGUGGCAAUGCCUUAGCUGGUAUUUGGGUGAAGAAUGGGGCCAAUCCAAUGAUGAGGAACAAUCAUAUACAUCAUGGCAGAGAUGUUGGAGUCUUCACAUUUGAUAAUGGAUUGGGUUACUUUGAUAACUGUGAUAUUCAUGACAAUAGAAUAGCUGGGUUUGAAGUCAAGGCUGGUGCUAAUCCAACAGUGAUUCACUGUGAGGUACACCAUGGUCAGACUGGUGGAAUCUAUGUUCAUGAAAAUGGCCGUGGUCAAUUCCUUGAGAAUAAAAUACAUUCUAAUAACUUUGCUGGGGUAUGGAUUACAUCCAACAGUGAUCCUACUAUUAGGAAAAAUGAAAUCUACAAUGGUCAGCAGGGAGGAGUGUACAUAUUUGGGGAUGGACGGGGCUUAAUAGAACACAACAAUAUUUAUGGCAAUGCGUUAGCUGGAAUACAGAUUCGGACCAACAGUAACCCUAUAGUUAGGCACAACAAAAUUCACCAUGGCCAACAUGGUGGUAUCUAUGUGCAUGAAAAGGGUAAAGGUCUGAUAGAAGAAAAUGAAGUCUAUUCUAACACUUUGGCUGGAGUGUGGAUCACAACAGGAAGUACACCUGUUUUAAGGCGGAAUAGGAUACACAGUGGGAAACAAGUUGGUGUAUAUUUCUACGAUAAUGGUCAUGGAGUAUUGGAGGACAAUGAUAUUUUUAAUCAUCUGUAUUCUGGUGUACAAAUAAGGACUGGAAGUAAUCCAUUCAUCCGUAAAAAUAAAAUUUGGGGUGGCCAAAAUGGAGGUAUUUUAGUUUACAACGGAGGCCUGGGCAUGAUAGAAAGUAAUGAAAUAUUUGACAAUGCAAUGGCUGGCAUAUGGAUCAAAACAGACAGUAAUCCAGUAUUACGUCACAAUAAGAUACAUGAUGGUAGAGAUGGGGGUAUUUGCAUUUUUAAUGGUGGAAAAGGGUUGUUGGAAAAUAAUGAGAUUUUUCGUAACGCUCAAGCUGGAGUUUUAAUAAGCACUCAGUCACAUCCUGUUUUACGAAGAAAUCGUAUAUUUGAUGGUCUGGCCGCAGGUGUUGAGAUAACUAACAAUGCUUGUGCCACACUAGAAGAAAACAAGAUUUUCAAUAAUAAGUUUGGGGGAUUGUGCUUAGCCACUGGAGUGGAGCCCAUUAUGAAAGAUAACAUUAUCUUUGGCAACCACAACAUGGUAGAUAGAGCUGUCAGCUCUGGACAAUGUCUAUACAAAAUCUCUAGCUAUACCAGCUUUCCUAUGCAUAAAUUUUUCAGGUGUCGGACAUGUAAUACAACAGAGAGGAAUGCCAUCUGUGUCAACUGCAUCAACACUUGUCAUGCCGGUCAUGAUGUUGAAUUCAUUCGACACGACAGAUUCUUCUGCGACUGUGGUGCUGGAACUCUGAGCAAACAUUGCCAACUUCAAGGAGAGCCAACACAAGACACUGAUACACUGUAUGACUCGGCCGCCCCAAUGGAAUCCCACACACUGAGGGUUAAUUGAAUGUAGUGUUCUUUAUGGUUUAGUACUAGAAACGUAACUCAUACCAAGCAGUCACUGGCUUAUUUGACAAGCAAUGGAUGUAUGACAUUGUUAAUUGAAACAUAUUUAAUUGGUGCCAUAUUAGUUCUCAACAUCAUCAGUAACCCUACUGAUAAUACCACCUUUUUUUUUUCUUGCUUAAAAGGGGCAGAUUUAGUAAGCAUGUAGGUGUGACAAUCAGACCUCUUUUUCACUAUUUCAAAUAGAUGUUAACCUGUAUCAAAAUAUGUCAACUUUUCUUUGAAUCAUUUGGUUUUUGCAUUUAUCCAGUUUUCAAGACUAUUUAUUUAUUAAUAAGUUAUUUUUAAUUUGUGCAUUUUAAAAUCCAUAUUCAAUUUGUAUUCCAUUCUGCUGAUUUACAGUUAGAUGAAAACCAUACAAUUGAAAAGGACCAUGUAGUUAAUACUAGGUAUUAGUACCUGGUACAAAUAGAGAAAUGAUACUCCAUUAAAGUGUUAUAAAGGUUUCUACACAUUCUACUGUACUGGAACCUGUUGAUGAAAAGGGCACCACUGUUGAAUAGCAUAUUAUGUCCAUUCAUUUCAAGCAGAGAAUAAAAACAGCACUAAGUUUGUUUAAUCAUUUGGAUUGGAAAAUGAAAAGAAACUGUCAGAUUCAUCUAAUUUAUUCUAAGUCGUGACAGCGUGCAAGACAGCAGUUGUAAUUGUGUAUAGAUUGGCUUUGAACUCUGUGUUUAGACUGACUUCACACUUGAACACUAUCUCACUGUAAAGUACUUCAUGGGACUUCGUGUUAUUGUACAAUUUGUAAAAUAUAUUUUUCUUUCGGUCCUUUGAUAGCACCAGGGGUGCAGACUAGUUGUACAAAGCUGUGUGCCAUUGGUGUACAUUGUACAUAGUUGCUCUGUGUACAGUUCAACCUAGAAACAAAACUAAUUUCUAUUGUUGAUCAUGUUUCUUUACUUCUUAAUGUAUUUAAUUUUAUUCUUAUCAUCAUUAUGAAAUAAGAAUCUAGGAUCUCCCUUCAGUUACAAGUCUCUAGAGUCAAUUAAAGUUAUUUAAAGAAUGGGAUUUAUAUUCUUAGUCUCGUCAAGAAGCUCAAAUAGUCUUUUUAUUAAUUACUAAUUUAUUGUUUCAGUCUAAAUGAUCCAUUUCUUCAUUUCAAUCGCUUAGAUUUGAGAAAUAUUCUUCAACUUGUUAACAUGACCUGAAGAUGAAAUAACAUAACACUGAAUGGUCAGUUUCAGCUUUGAUUCAGUUGCUUGAUUUUUUUGUGUGAAAAGAUUUGUAGUCCAACAGCAUCAAUGCACACAUUGUUCAAAUCAAUUUUCCCUUCUUUCAACAUCAGUCCAAGAGCUAAUAAACUACAGAUAUUUGUUUGAUCUCUUAUUCUAUUGUCUUAAGUUGGACUGAUAGUUUGAGCUGAUGUAUUUAUGGAAAUGCCAGCUUCAGGAGAAAACUGGCUUACUUAACAGAAAGUCAUGUUUGUAGCAAUCAAAUCAACUUUCCUUGUGACUUGAUGAUGUUCCCAUUAAGUGAGCUCAUAUUGAUGUGGGGAUUUCCUUUACAAAAGCAGAAACCUAUAAAAUAACCCUGUGUGUUGCCAGUGAUUUGCUGUGUGCUGCUUUGGUAUUGGGUUUGGCUCAUUGCUGAGCAUUGACUGCCAGAAUCUACUAGUACAAAGUUUGUGUAUUGUGUUGAGUUCUUAUCAGUGAGAGAGACACUCAGUGAUACAUUGGACAAAUGUAAUGUGUACAUUUCCCCUGCAAGUUUCAGUAUGCUAACAUUAAACCAAAGAAUCAUUUCUUUAAGCAAUCCUACUUCUCAGUACAUGCUAGGUAGCAAUAAGUAUGUGAAAGCCAUUGUAUUCAUUAGCAACCUUUAGAAUCAUGUAUUAUCCAUUGCAAUGGUUCUUGCUGAAUUAGGCCAGUGUGGAUGUCUGUGAACUUGAUGUUCACAGCUCUUGUCUUGCUCCUCACACAUCUUCCCCGUGUUCACUGGGACAUUUUCAAAUGGCUUUUUUUUUUUAUAUUUCAUUGGAAAGAUGUGGUGUUUUUUUUUCUGUGUACAUUCUAUAUUAUCAUGUUGAUUUUUUUUAGUGUGAUCUUUGUGUGUAUGUGUGUGACUUAGCGAUGGUUGGAAUCAAAUGGUUUAUUAUUAUUAUAGAUUUGACAUUGAUAUGUAAAUAAUAGUUCCCACUCAUGGAAACACAAAUGUCCUUAGCAAAUGCAUUGUACAAAUUUGUUGGUUUGAAAGGUUUUGAUUGUUUGUAACAAGUUGUACUUUUGUGUGUUUGUUUUAGUUGUGACUUUUGUGUUGGCAUUGAACUAUUGAAAUGUAGUUGUGAUAAGAUAUUACUCAUGAAGCUGUGACAAUGUCUUUUUUUUUUUUUUUUUUUCUUCCUUCUAUUUCAGAUGUAUGGUGUGGUGUUUUUUUUUUUAACAUUUCUUUUUAGCAUAGUUAAAUGCUGAUAUUUUCAUGCUGUCCCUGAGAAUUUAUGAACCCCUUAACUCUUCAUCUGAUUCACUAUUUAACAAACUAGCAUCUUGGUUAAGUGAUAGAGCACUUGGCUGCUAAAUAGCAUGUUAGGUUCAAAUCCUUGGAGUAGUACAAUGUGUCAACCAAUGUGAAUUCAAUUGGAUACCUGACAUUUUUUGGGGGACUGUCAAGGCUGUUUGGUCUUUGCAUUGGCCACAUUACUUUCUAUACUAGUUGGCUUACAGAAACAGAUGAACUAUACAUCAUCUGCCUUACAGACUCCCAGGUCUCACUUGAAGCACAUGUUUUACAUCUGAAUGCAAAACAUCAUGUGGUAGUCAUGUGAACUGUUUUAUCAGCUACAAACUUUUCUGUCCUCCUUUGCCCAUUUACAGCAAAAUUUGGUUGUUUUUGUUGGUGUGUGUGUGUGUGUGUGUCAAAACAGGUUUGGGAUUAACAGUACUAAUUACCGAGUUAUGUAGGGCUGAGACAGGUAGUCUCACUGGGUUCCUAGUCUGUCUCUUUGAUCAAAACUUUUUGUUUUCUUGAUGAUUUCACAACUAGUUUUAAAUCCACCGAUUCCAAAGUGAGCAGACUCGUAUGUUCAGAUCCAAGUUGAAAGAUCCUAAAAGCAGAAUUCAAUGUAGCAAGGCAAGUAGCACUACCUCAAAUAAUGAAAACAUUUAAGCUUUUCUAUGGAUACUGUUUAGGGCAUUCACCUUUUAAUUUGUGUAAAGUAAUGUCAAGUAGGUAUAGUUUCCUGACCCCUGAUUUUCUAAUGUUAUUCAGUGGCCAUCUAAAGUUAAAAGAUUUAGUGUAGCAUCACAAGGUCUAGCUAACUCCAAACCACAUCCUUAUGUUAGAAGGUGCAAAAGGAAGCACUAAAUUGUGCCUGGCGUUGGGAUGGUAAUGGAAUCCACUUUUCUCCUCUUGUCAGACACUAUGUCUUUCAUUAAGAACCAUGCAUGUAUAUGUACAUAAAUAUAUCUCUUUUUUUUUUUUUUGAAAUAGUUUAAUCAAGUUUUAGAUUUCAUUCAAUAAAUAUACAUGUUACUGUUUUUUGGUGUGGGCACAUGUGAGUUUGUUAUAAGUUUGAUUAAUCCGGGCAUGUGAUGGUGUGUUCUGAAUGUUUCUAUGACUACUGUACUAGUGUUGUUUUAUUCUUUUUCAUGUCAUGUAUUUAUUAGUGCACUGUUACUAAAGAUUCAGAUUGUGGUUUCAUGGAUUCAUAUGCUUCAUUGAAACUAAAACAACAACAAAAUAUAUGAAACAUUAUUUUUUCUUUCCUAUUUUGAUCUAUUCUGAACAUACACAAAUUUGACUUUGAAUUUCACUCCAAAGUUGCAUUCAUUGAACAUUGAUCACCAUCACUCAUGACAUGAAAGCCUUCUUUGUACUACAUGCAUUUCAUACAAAGAAUUAAUAAAUUGAAACAAUUGGA